This is a messenger RNA of Cornus florida, 3933 nucleotides long. Its product is annotated as plasma membrane ATPase 4-like. Bases 973 to 3630 code for a protein of 885 amino acids. Gene Ontology annotation, cellular component: plasma membrane. Gene Ontology annotation, biological process: proton export across plasma membrane; regulation of intracellular pH. The transcript is spliced from 16 exons. The record is from RefSeq and is a predicted model, not a curated record. Lineage: Eukaryota; Viridiplantae; Streptophyta; Magnoliopsida; Cornales; Cornaceae. Gene Ontology annotation, molecular function: ATP binding; P-type proton-exporting transporter activity; ATP hydrolysis activity.
AUGCACAAAUUAUAAUAUAAUUUCGUCAAAUUAUCAUAUAAUUUGACCACCCUUCCGCUCUCGCUUUAUGUAACUUAUUUUAUCCCAUAUUAAGAGUAUAAUGUUCUAUAUUCUCUGUUGACUAUAUGAUUCUGUUGCAUCGGCGGCGUAUUUCUGACGCCUAGGUGCUUUUGCUUGGGGCUGAAAUUGGCUUUAUUAUUCGGGAGCGUGAUAGCCACGCUUCUGUCACGAGAAACAAGUGUUCUAUCGCUCUCUCUGUGUUCUUCAACGAGACGUGAGUGAGCACGAGAAUCAUUGCUACGAAGUAAACAACAAUUUAAUGGAGAAAAAGAGAGUGUAAAACAAUUCCCGUGAGGGACACGAACGAACGUGAGGGUAGUACAGAAAAAUCUGAUUUGGUUAGUGUUAUUAGCAAUUCGAAAACGAACACUCCCAAAACUAUUUUCAGGAAAAAAAAAAAAAAAACUAUUUUCAGGAAAAUGAAAUGACAAAAAGGCCCCUCAUCUCCCCAUCCAAGUGACGCACCCUCUCUCAAUCGGCUCAAUGCUGUUUCCUCUGUAAGACCUCCUUGCAAACAAACCCUAACCUAGUUGAUUGAUCUAUUCUUUUCCAUAUUUUCAUUUCGUUGCUGACCCUACAAAUUACUCUCCUCUAUGCCUCAUUCAGUUUAAUCUGGCAUUAUCAUCGUCUAUUUUGUUUGUCAGAUGAAGAGAUGGGGCGCUGAUGACAAAAUAUCUUAGGAUUCGUCACAAACUCAGAUCUCUUAGAAACAAAAAUGCCUUGCACUUUCAAAUAUAACUCUCUCGCACCCACCUGGAUUAGGAAAAGAUUCCUAUAGAGGAAGUGUUUGAGCAGUUAAAAUGUACAAGGGAAGGUUUAUCGUCAGAAGAAGGAGCGAACCGGCUCCAAAUUUUUGGACCAAACAAACUAGAGGAAAAAAAGGAGAGCAAGUUUCUCAAGUUUCUGGGCUUUAUGUGGAACCCGUUAUCAUGGGUCAUGGAAGCUGCUGCUAUAAUGGCUAUUGUGCUCGCAAAUGGUGGCGGGGAGCCUCCAGAUUGGCAGGAUUUCGUAGGAAUUAUUGCCUUGUUGUUGAUCAACUCCACAAUCAGUUUUGUUGAAGAAAACAAUGCUGGUAAUGCAGCAGCAGCCCUUAUGGCUGGCCUUGCUCCAAAAACUAAGGUUCUUAGAGAUGGUAGAUGGAGUGAGCAAGAUGCAGCCAUACUAGUUCCAGGGGACAUCAUAAGCAUUAAGUUGGGAGAUAUAAUCCCAGCUGAUGCUCGCCUUCUUGAUGGUGAUCCCCUGAAGGUCGAUCAAUCUGCAUUAACUGGAGAAUCCCUUCCUGUCACUAAGCACCCCUCAGAUGAAGUAUUCUCUGGUUCAACUUGUAAACAGGGCGAAAUUGAAGCAGUUGUUAUUGCAACAGGUGUUCAUACUUUCUUUGGUAAGGCUGCCCAUUUAGUGGAUAGCACCAACCAAGUGGGGCACUUUCAGAAAGUUCUUACUUCAAUUGGUAACUUCUGCAUUUGCUCAAUUGCUGUUGGAAUAAUUAUUGAGCUCUUGGUCAUGUAUGCAAUACAGCACCGCAAGUACAGGGAUGGAAUUGACAAUUUACUGGUCCUUUUGAUUGGUGGAAUUCCGAUUGCCAUGCCUACUGUUUUAUCUGUUACCAUGGCCAUUGGUUCCCACAGGCUCUCUCAGCAGGGUGCAAUCACCAAGAGAAUGACUGCCAUUGAGGAAAUGGCAGGCAUGGAUGUUCUCUGCAGUGACAAGACUGGGACACUAACCCUGAACAAGCUAACAGUUGACAGAAGUCUGAUCGAAGUAUUUGCAAAAGGUGUGGAGAGAGAGCAUGUGAUACUGCUUGCAGCAAGAGCUUCAAGAACUGAAAAUCAAGAUGCCAUUGAUGCUGCCAUUGUAGGGAUGCUUGCAGACCCAAAGGAGGCACGAGCUGGUAUCAGAGAGAUUCACUUUCUUCCAUUCAAUCCCGUGGAUAAGAGGACUGCUCUAACCUACAUUGAUUCUGAUGGAAAUUGGCAUCGAGCCAGCAAAGGUGCCCCUGAGCAGAUAUUAGCCCUUUGCAACUGCAAGGAGGAUGUUAAAAAGAAGGUUCAUUCGGUAAUUGAAAAGUUUGCUGAACGUGGACUUAGAUCUUUGGCUGUUGCUAGACAGACAAUUCCUGAGAAAACAAAGGAAAGUCCAGGGGCUCCAUGGCAGCUUGUUGGUUUAUUGCCUUUAUUCGAUCCACCCAGGCAUGAUAGUGCAGAAACCAUUAGAAGAGCUCUUAAUCUAGGUGUGAAUGUGAAGAUGAUUACUGGGGAUCAGCUUGCCAUUGGCAAGGAAACUGGACGCAGGCUUGGAAUGGGAACAAAUAUGUACCCCUCUUCUACACUGCUUGGUCAAGAUAAGGAUUCAUCCAUUGCAGCCCUCCCUGUAGAUGAGUUGAUCGAAAAGGCUGAUGGAUUUGCUGGAGUAUUUCCAGAGCAUAAAUAUGAAAUUGUAAAGAGGUUGCAAGAGAGGAAGCACAUUUGUGGAAUGACGGGAGAUGGUGUCAAUGACGCCCCUGCUUUAAAGAAGGCAGAUAUUGGCAUUGCUGUUGCUGAUGCUACUGAUGCUGCUAGAGGUGCUUCAGACAUUGUCCUCACUGAACCUGGACUGAGUGUUAUAAUAAGUGCAGUGCUGACUAGCAGGGCUAUUUUCCAAAGGAUGAAGAACUACACAAUCUAUGCUGUUUCAAUCACCAUCCGUAUUGUGUUCGGCUUCAUGCUUAUUGCUCUGAUUUGGAAGUUUGACUUUGCUCCUUUCAUGGUUCUAAUUAUUGCCAUCCUAAAUGACGGAACAAUUAUGACAAUCUCAAAAGAUCGAGUGAAGCCAUCUCCAAUGCCAGACAGCUGGAAACUGAAAGAGAUUUUUGCAACUGGCAUUGUGCUUGGAGGCUACAUGGCACUAGCGACAGUAUUGUUCUUCUGGGUUAUGAAAGAUACCGACUUUUUCUCGGACACAUUUCAUGUGAGAUCGUUGAGAAAUAACCCUCCUGAAAUGAUGGCAGCCUUGUACUUGCAAGUGAGUAUUGUGAGUCAGGCACUCAUAUUUGUUACAAGAUCUCGCAGCUGGUCCUUUGCAGAACGCCCUGGACUACUGUUACUCACUGCUUUUAUAAUAGCUCAACUGGUUGCCACAGUUAUAGCUGUUUAUGCCAACUGGGGUUUUGCAAAAAUAGAGGGAUGUGGUUGGGGGUGGGCUGGUGUCAUUUGGCUUUACAGCGUGGUUACAUAUAUUCCACUUGACAUCCUCAAAUUUGUCAUCCGUUAUGUUUUAAGUGGGAAGGCUUGGGAUAAUCUUUUGGAGAACAAGACUGCCUUUACUACUAAGAGCAACUACGGCAAAGAAGAGAGAGAAGCACAAUGGGCUGCUGCACAGAGGACUCUACAUGGCCUUCAACCACCUGAAGCCAGUAAUAUUUUCUCUGAAAAGAACAGUUAUAGGGAGCUUUCAGAGAUUGCAGAGCAAGCAAAGAGACGGGCUGAAGUUGCAAGGCUCCGGGAGUUGCAUACGCUGAAGGGGCAUGUUGAAUCAGUUGUGAAGCUGAAAGGACUAGACAUUGAUACAAUCCAACAGCAUUAUACAGUUUGAGCCAGGGCUUCAAAAAGGUGUGGGACCCUGUGGUUAUCCAAUAGUAUUCCGUAAUUAAGAAUUAUUAAGGCUAUGUAAAAUUUUAAUCUUCCAGACGGUUAGAUUAGUGAUAUUCCUCGUGCUACUUUUUCAAUCUUCAGUUUUUUUUAUUUUAUUGCCUGUUCCAAGUGCAGAGGAUAUAUCAGUUUUAUCUGAAACAAAAUAGCAUUACCCAGACAAAAUGUAGACAGUUCUUUUUUAUUUUCUUUAGAGAAGCAGUUUCAUAUGAAUGAUUAUGCCUAAUUUCUCCUUUUUCCCCAAGAA